UUCGAAAGACGAUUCAAACCUAGAGAUGCAGUCGAGAAGAGUCAAAAAGGGAAAAUCUCCCAUUCAAAAGCCGCUGUGCAGACUGUGCGAGUGUCCGACGUCGGACGGCCACGUCCUCGCGUCGCAGGUGGACAGGUUCAAGCUGAGGAAAUGGGCCAUGAAGGUCUUGAACCUGACGGAAGAAGACGAAAACUUGCCGGACGUGGUCGAAGAAGACUCUUUGAUCUGCUAUUUUUGCAUGUGGCAUGCCGAGUUUGGGGAUGAGUCUGGUGACGAGGCUGUUGCUUGGUGGCCAAAAAAUCUUGAUUUGGAGGAAAACGCUAGGGUGCUGCGGGAGAAUUACUCAGUUGGAGAUGCAGAGCAGUGUUGGGUUCAGUUGGAAGAGAUUGAUUUCGCCAAAUACGAAAAGAAAAUCCCUAAAAAAAGGAAAUUGGUCAGUGGAGUGUGUUUUUACUGCGGCAACAGUUACAACCAACUGAUGGAACACGUCAAACUGAUGCACAAAGAAGCCAUCAAAUGCGGAAUCUGGGGCUGCGCCACAUUUUUUCACACCGAGGAGGAAAAAGAGCAGCACAUGCAGCAGGUUUCACACGAGAAACGAAGAAAACCAUGCGAACGCAAGGAAAUUCGUUGCAAAUUUUGUGACGACGUUCAUUUAUUUGCCUCAUGGAAAACGUGGAGGUGCCACAUGAGUCAAGCACAUCCGGAAUUUUCGGUGGCGUGCAGCCAUCACGGCUGCAAGGAGAUCUUCAAAUCCAAGUCGGAAUUGAUUCUCCAUGUCAACUCGUGGCACAAACGGCACGAACAAGGCUUAAAUCAAGAUGUUUACCAAUGCAAGCAUUGCGAGUUUUCCACCACGAUUAAGUACAGGUUGAGACAACACGUAGAGGCGAAGCACAUGCCAAAGAUCUUCAAAUGCGACAGUUGCGACGCCAAAUUCGGCUCAAUAUUACUAGUGAAACUGCACUCUAACAGAUAUCACAAGUUCGAGAAGUGCAAAACUUGCAGCCAGGACGUUUUUCACAGACAGAAGGCGUUCCACAGAAAGGCAUCGAAUGUGCUCAGGAGAUACGACAUCAUAACAUGUUUCAACACCGGCGCGGCAAGACUUGUCGCUGCUGCAAGAGCAAACUGA
Molecule: messenger RNA, 1135 nt
Organism: Cloeon dipterum
Lineage: Eukaryota; Metazoa; Arthropoda; Insecta; Ephemeroptera; Baetidae
Product: zinc finger protein PLAG1-like
Exons: 4
Coding region: 26-1135 (369 amino acids)
Source: RefSeq, a predicted model, not a curated record